This is a messenger RNA of Prorocentrum cordatum, 2199 nucleotides long. NCBI's taxonomy places the organism in Eukaryota, Dinophyceae, Prorocentrales, Prorocentraceae. The record is from the annotation of a GenBank genome assembly.
AUGCUGCGGCUGCGGCGCCUUCCCUGCUUCUUCUUCGUCGUCUUUCCGUCUUCUGCUGCGGCUAUUAUCUCGCGGCCGGCGCGUGAGGACGUUCCCUGCCAUCCGUGGUCCGACGCCUGUACGCUGAGCGUGGGCGGCCCAGGACGUACCCAUCCCCCCCCGCUCUCCCCCUCGCUAACUGGCGCAGCCGACCUAGCGGCCACGGCCCGGCCUCCUACACGCGCGCGCGCGUCCCCCGUCGCCGUCGUCCGCCGCCUGGCCGUCGCCGUCCUUGGCCGUCGUCGACGACGCCGUCGUCGUCGCCGUAUCGUCGACCUUCCUCCGCUCCUCCUCCCCUCCCACCUCCCUCUCCUCCUCCUCCAACCUCCUCCUUCUCCUCCACCUCCUCCUCCUCCUCCUUCUCCUCGUCCUCCUCCUCCUCCUCGUCUUCCUCCUCCUCCUCCUCCUCGAUGCUGCCUCCUCCUCCUACUCCUCCUCCGCCUUCCUGCUUUCUCCUCAUCCACCGCCCCCGCCACUCCGCCUCAUUCCUCUCCUCCUCAUCCUUAUUUCCUACCUCAUCCGCCACCCCUCCUCCUGCUACUCAGUCCCCCGCAGACCUCCUCCAGCCCCUCCUCUUCCUGCUUUCCCCUCCCUCCCGUUAUCCUGUGCGCAAUUCUGUUCCGCCUCCUCCGCCUCCUCCUGCUCAUUCUGCCCCCCCCCUUCCCCACUCCUGCUUCUCCGUCUCCCCCCCUCCUUGUCCUCCUGGCCUCCUCCGCUUCCAGCCGCCGCGGGCCCACCACAAGCGGGCUGGCCCAGGUGGUCCGGUCGGUCGGCGGCGACGAGCUCAACGUGGCCAUAGCGCUGGCCAAGAUCGGGUGGACGGACACCGCCUGGGCAUCGGUGCUGCCAUCGGGCCCCCUCGGAGACAUUGUCCGGGAGACCGCGCGCGCGGCCGGCGUGUGCCUGAGCCAUUGCGAGGCCACCGAGGGCGAGAUCGGCACCUACACCGUCCUGCCCGAGGAGUGCAGGGUGCACUUCCAGCGGGGGCACUCGUGCUUCGCCCUGCAGCGGGAGGGGCUGGUGGACUGGCCAGCGCUGCUCGGGGCCCGGGGCGCGCCGACGUGGCUGCACCUGUCGGGCAUCUCGCCCCUGGUCUGCCCCGCCGCCGCUAGGUGUUGGGCGGAGGGCAUCGAGACCGCCGCCGGGCAGCACCUGCCAGUGACACUGGACCUGAACCACCGGCCGCAGCUGGGCACCCUGGAGCAGCUCUGGGCCGUGGUGGCUCCCAAGGUCCGCCACAUCCACCUGAUGAUCCUCGCGGCGGCGUCCGUGCGAGGGCUGGCGGCGCUCCUCGGCUUGGACGUCGACGGCGACGGCGCGGCGGCCAAGAGGCCCCGGCUUGCCGACGGCGAGGGCGCGAACGCCGCGCUGCGGCCGCUGCUCGUGAGCCUGCACGCCGCGUUGCACGGGCCGGCCCUGGCCUGCUGCUUCAAGGAGCGAGACGCAAGCGGGGUGCAGCGGCGCUGGAGCGUGGUUGUGGACUCGAGCGGCGUGCACUCCACGGAGGGCACCCCCGUGGUGCACAGGCCGAAGGACGAGUGCGGCGGGGGCAGCGCGUGGGCGGCCGGCCUCAUCGACGGGCUGGCCGGGCGCCUGCGGGGCGCGGCGCCCGCCCGGGCCUCCGGCGGGGAGGUCACCCUGCCUGCUGCUGUAGGGGAGCUCCUUCGGCGAGCGGACCUGCUGGCUGCGAUGUGCCAGGAGAGCGUGGGGGACCACUCCACCGUCACCCGCCCCCAGCUGCUGCUGGCGGAGCGGCGCUGGUCAGGAGCCAUGGCGGACCUGUGUGCAGCCGCUGCCGAGCACGAGGAGGGCACCGCGGCCGCCAAAAGAGUGAGCGAGGCGCUCGCGCAGAUGGAGCGCGCCAAGGUCGUGGCCAUCCUGCGCGCCAAGAACGAGGCGAGGGCCGUGGAAAGGGCCAAGGAGCUGGUGAACCUCGGGUUCCGCGCGGUGGAGGUCACCUGCGACAGCGCUGGCUUCGAGGAGGGCCGGCUGCUGCCCGCCCUGGCGCUCGCGGUCGGCGACCGCUGCCUCGUGGGGGUCGGCACCGUGACCACCCUCGCGCAGCUGCAGAAGGCGGACGGGGGAGCGGGAGCCUAUUUUUUUUGCAAGACUCUGGCAAGUUUGCUUGCAUGGACGGGGGGGGUGGGGCUCAUGUGGUAG